Messenger RNA from Dermatophagoides pteronyssinus (European house dust mite), 2270 nucleotides. RefSeq names its product choline transporter (gene ChT). Gene Ontology annotation, molecular function: choline:sodium symporter activity. Gene Ontology annotation, biological process: transmembrane transport; choline transport; acetylcholine biosynthetic process. Gene Ontology annotation, cellular component: plasma membrane. NCBI's taxonomy places the organism in Eukaryota, Metazoa, Arthropoda, Arachnida, Sarcoptiformes, Pyroglyphidae. The record is from RefSeq and is a predicted model, not a curated record.
UGUUGUCGUUAUUAUUAUUGUCAUCAUUAAUAUUUUUUCAAUCAUUGAUAUCAUAUUCCACAAGACAAUCUGUCAAUCAAUCAAUAUUCGGAAUUUUAAUUUAUUUAUUUUUUUCAUUCAUACUGGUUCUAAAGUCAACAAUUCAAUCCUUCAAUUCAUUAUUAUUGAAAACAAUCAACCAACAAAUCCAAUCAAACAUGACUGUCAAUAUUGCGGGCAUUUUUUCGGUAGUCAUAUUCUAUAUUAUUAUUUUGAUUGUCGGUAUUUGGGCUGGACGUAAGAAAAAAACUGAUGGUGAAGGUGAUGAAUUUGAAACCGAAGAGGUUAUGCUGGCAGGCCGUAAUAUAGGAGUAUUUGUUGGUAUUUUUACCAUGACAGCAACCUGGGUUGGCGGUGGCUAUAUCAAUGGAACGGCCGAAGCAUUGUAUAGUUCCGGUAUCAUUUGGUGUCAGGCACCAGUUGGUUAUGCAAUGAGUUUAGUUGUUGGUGGUUUCUUUUUUGCAACAAAAAUGCGUGAACAAGGCUAUGUAACAAUGUUGGAUCCAUUUCAAGAGGUUCUUGGUUCACGUAUGGGUGGUCUAUUAUUCUUGCCUGCAUUAUGUGGUGAGAUUUUCUGGUCAGCAGCCAUAUUGGCUGCAUUGGGUGCUACAGUCAGCGUUAUUAUCGAUAUUGAUAAUAAUACAUCGAUCAUAUUAUCGGCAGCCAUUGCUUUGAUCUAUACAUUGUUCGGAGGAUUAUAUUCGGUUGCCUAUACCGAUGUCAUACAAUUAUUUUGUAUAUUCAUUGGCCUGUGGCUUUGUAUACCAUUCAGUAUUGCACAUCCAGCUGUCAAAAGUAUGUCAACAGAACAUAAUGAUUGGUUUGGUAUCCUGCAUGGUUAUCAAUUUGCCCAAUAUAUGGAUCUAUUCUUGUUGUUAAUAUUGGGUGGUGUACCAUGGCAAGUUUAUUUUCAAAGAGUUUUAUCAUCAAAAUCCGGUGCAAAAGCACAACUUCUAUCUUAUGUAGCUGCAUUCGGCUGCGUUAUAAUGGCUAUACCGCCAAUUAUUAUUGGAGCUGUUGCUCGUGUUACAGCAUGGAAUGAAACUGAUUUCAAAGGGCCAGUUCCAUUAGAUAAAGAUCAUCAAUCACUGGUUUUACCAUUAGUAUUACAGUAUUUAACACCGCCAUUUAUAUCAUUUUUUGGUUUGGGAGCAGUUAGUGCCGCUGUUAUGUCAUCAUCUGAUUCAUCAUUAUUGAGUGCCAGUUCAAUGUUUGCUCGUAAUAUUUAUAAAUUAAUGAUUCGACAAAAUGCAUCCGAACAUGAAGUAAUAUUCGUAAUGAAAAUAUCAAUUAUUGUGGUUGGUUGUGUAGCCACCACAAUGGCCAUUACAGUUAAAUCAAUCUAUGGACUGUGGUAUCUUUCAUCCGAUUUAGUCUAUGUAAUUCUGUUUCCACAAUUAGUCUGUGUAGUUCAUUAUAAAGAAUAUUGUAAUACUUAUGGUUCAUUAGCUGCUUAUAUAGUUGGAUUUUUGCUUAGGGCACUUGGCGGUGAGGAUAUCCUAAAUCUACCACCAUUUAUUAAAUAUCCAUGGUAUGAUGAAAUUGAUGGUCAGUUAUUUCCAUUUCGAACAUUUGCAAUGUUAUCAAGUUUAAUCACAUUGCUCUCUGUUUCGUCAUUAUCCAAACGUAUAUUCGAAUCCGGUUGGUUACCACCGGAAUUUGAUAUUUUUCAUUGUGUCAUCAAUAUACCGGAUGAUGUACAUGUUGUCCAUGAGCCACAUGAAGAAAUGACCGUAUUGAGUGCAUCACAAGUAUUUUAUUAUCAAACAUCUGAAAUGAAUGGUCGUGUUAAUCAAGCUUUGGAUACUGGUGAAGAUGAUCCGACUGGUAAUAAUAAUAAUAAUAAUAAUAUCAGUGGUGGUAAUAGUAGUGAAAAAUUAUUGAAUAAAACAACAAUCAAUCAAUCAACAAAACCAUUGGCCGAAGAACGAUUGAUACGUGAACGUAAAUCGAUUACUUCAUCUAUUGAUUAUGAUAAGCCACCAAAAUUAUCGAAUCAAGUGAUGGAAUCAUUUCGACGACAACAUUCAAUUAGCUGUUCAAAUGAAGCAAAACAAAUGCCCAAUAUGGAAUCGAUUAAUUCGGGUCAGGUUGUUAUUACUAAACUUUAAAAAAAAAAUUUAAUCAUUCAUCAUCAAUUGUCCACACACAACAAAUUAAACAAUCACACAAUCAACAAUCAAAUCAGAGUUUGAAGUUUUAUGUUCAACCAGAAUAAUUAAUCGAAAUCG